CGGCACUGUUUUGUUCUGAUUAUCCUGAAACCGCUAACGGAAACCAAGUGCUAUGGUAGAUGUGAAAAAGUUUAGCGAAACAGACCUUUACGGUCUGUUCGAGGUGGAAAUAUCGGCAACCGAGCAAGAGAUCCGCAAAGCGUACCGCAAAAAAGCCCUACAAUGCCAUCCGGACAAAAACCCCGACAACCCGAAGGCGGCCGAGCUGUUCCAGGAGCUGUCGAAGGCCCUGGAAAUCUUGAUCGACGUAUCGGCCCGUGCCGCGUACGAUAAGGUGCUGAACGCGAAGAAGGCGGCCAAACUGCGCACGAAGCAGUUGGACAGCAAGCGGCAGAAACUAAAGGCAGACCUAGAGGAACGGGAACGGCAGGCACGGGAUGCGGCCACGACCGGGGGCUACAAAAAGGCCAGCAGCAAAACGCCCGAGGAGCUGUUCCAGGAAGAGUUUGAUCGGUUGCGCAAGGAGGGAUCGAAACUGAUUCAGGAAGAGCAGGAACUGAUGCGCAAGCAGCUACAGGAGGAGCUGCGUCUCAUACAAACGGCCGCGACCCCGACCUGGGAUCCGUCACAGCAUCGGGUGAAGAUACGCUGGAAAGCGGACAAAAACGAUCCGGCGAACGGUGGCUACACGGAGGAUAUCCUGCGGAAGUUUCUCACAAAAUACGGUGACCUCAAUGCGCUCGUCAUGAGUCCACGCAAGACCGGGAGUGCGUUGGUCGAGUUCAAGGGCAAGGAUGCGGCAGAAAUGGCCGUAAAGUACGAGCAGGGCCGGCUGGAUAAUCCGUGCACGUUGGAGUGGAUCGGAGAGGCUCCGGCUGCGACGAAACCGAAGGCUGGAGGCCGAUCUGCAGGCGGAGGAACCAUCACCGAUCGGGACUACGAAAGCCUAGUGUUACACCAGCUGCGACAGGCCGAACAGCGGAAGCGGCUGAUCGAGCAGAUGAUGAAAGAGGACGCCCAAGAUGGCGAAGAGGCGAAAUAA
Messenger RNA from Anopheles cruzii, 982 nucleotides. RefSeq names its product dnaJ homolog subfamily C member 17. The transcript has 2 exons. Gene Ontology annotation, biological process: spliceosomal complex disassembly. Gene Ontology annotation, molecular function: RNA binding. Lineage: Eukaryota; Metazoa; Arthropoda; Insecta; Diptera; Culicidae. Bases 53 to 982 code for a protein of 309 amino acids. The record is from RefSeq and is a predicted model, not a curated record. Gene Ontology annotation, cellular component: spliceosomal complex.